AUGCUCGAAGUUCGUGAGAUCACAAUAGAAACAGCGCAAGAUGGGUUCAAGAAUGGUAAGUUUACCGCCAAGGAGCUCGCCAGCGCGUUUCUUGAGCGUAUCGCAAAGCUGGAUAAGGCCGGUCCUCGGAUUAAUUCGACGAUGGCCAUGUCUGUCACGGCACUGGAAGAGGCGGAAGCUCUCGAUUGUUAUUUUAAGGAGCAUGGAAAGCUAAUGGGAAGACUUCACGGAAUUCCAGUAUUGGUUAAGGACCAAGCGGAUACGAAAGGAAUGGUCACCACAUAUGGUUCUGCUGUUGCGAAGAACAAUAUCCCCGACGAGGACGCAUUUGUGGUCACUAAGUUAAAGGAAGCUGGUGCAGUGAUUCUAGGCAAGACUACGCUCGCAGAAUGGGCUACGGUUUGGUUUAGUGCGAACGGUGCGACAGAUUACGAGUUCACCAAGAACCCAUAUAAGCUCGAUUACGACGUUGGAGCAUCAUCCGGAGGCUCUGGUGCCGCUGUGGCUGCCAACUUCACUAUAUUAGCUGUGGGAGAAGAUACAGGCGGCUCUAUUAGGGUUCCAUCAUCCUUCUGCAAUAUCGUUGGUCUUCGUCCGACUCCUGGCCUUAUCUCGCGAACAGGCUUUUGCCCCCUGAUAAAAGUGCAGGAUACACCAGGGCCGAUGGCGCGAACUGUUACUGAUUGCGCGCUUAUGUUAGACUGCAUGGUUGGAUUCGACCCCAGAGAUGAAUUUACGGGUUUCGCAGCCACUGCGGCCGCCCUUGGCCUGCCAAAGGGCGGUAGUUACGCAGCGUUCCUUCAAGAUGGAGUAGGGAAGAUUAAGAAUGCGAAGAUAGGGAUUGUCAGACAAAAGUUUGGCCCAGACUCUGAUCCAUAUUGCAAAGCAGUCAACGGAGUGGUCCUGGCAGCAAUCGAUAAACUUCGGAGCAGAGGCACAACCUUUCUCGACGUAUAUAUCGAGAACCUGGAUCAUUACAUGACUUACCCGCUGACAUACCUCCAGAGGUCACGCAGCGAUAUCAACAGCUUCUUGGCGACGAAGCCACAUCUUCCACAGGACAUCGCGGAUAUUCUUCCAGAAAAGUCGGAUACCCCCUAUAUGAGUACGCUAUGCGCCGUAGCGCACGGUCCAGAGGAUCCCAGGAGUGAUCCGACUUACCUCGAUCGAAUUCUGUUACGGGACGAAUUCAAGCGUAAAGUGGACUGCCUCAUUGCAUCGCUCGGUCUUGAUGCGCUCACUUUGCCAGAUGUUAGAGUUCCCCCUCCGCGAUUCGAAGAUGCUGCGAACGGCAGAUUUAUGAAGAAUGGAGAGGAAGAUUUCCCAACCAAUACAUAUCUCGCCAGCGUAACACGUCAUCCAGCCAUCUCAGUGCCAGCCGGGUUCACAGAAGAUGGGCUUCCGGUUGGUAUGGAGUUGAUCGGUCUAGAAUAUCAGGAGCAAACCCUGCUCGAAUUGGCUUACGGGAUAGAAACGAUAAUAGGAGGGAGGAAAGGCCCACCAGCGCCGUUUUAACCAUCAUUGUCGGUGAAGGAGACUUGGUAACUAUAUGUAAGAAUACCUAAUGGUUUGGCUUAUAAAGCUACGGC
This is a messenger RNA of Daldinia vernicosa, 1589 nucleotides long. RefSeq names its product amidase signature enzyme. Bases 1 to 1515 code for a protein of 504 amino acids. The transcript has 2 exons. The record is from RefSeq and is a predicted model, not a curated record. Lineage: Eukaryota; Fungi; Ascomycota; Sordariomycetes; Xylariales; Hypoxylaceae.